Molecule: messenger RNA, 7228 nt
Organism: Dreissena polymorpha
Lineage: Eukaryota; Metazoa; Mollusca; Bivalvia; Myida; Dreissenidae
Product: MICAL-like protein 1
Exons: 14
Coding region: 466-3921 (1151 amino acids)
Molecular function (GO): protein binding
Source: RefSeq, a predicted model, not a curated record
AUUACUUGUUGAGAAGGGAAGUUAAACUAUCAGCUGACACUGAGGCAGACAGUAUUGCUAUUGUAUGAGAGAUCUGUACUACAGUGGUGUUGUUGACAACUUAAUCUUGAAAAGUUCAGGAUUGUUUCUGCAUGAGGUUUAUUAAUCAUGGGACAUGUUCACAAAAUGUGGUAGUUUGUGGAUUUAAGCUAUUAUUAAUUAAAUUGUGUGUGUGUGUUAGCUUACAUAUAGAAGAUUUAAGGGAUAGAAAAGUACCUUACAGUUAUUGUGGCUUAGUGUAAACUCAAAAAGAAAGAACCAUGGAAAAAUGUUACCCCAAAGGUUACUCCUUCAACUAGAAUCAGUGUCAACACCGGAUGAUGUGCAAAUUAAUUUAUAGCACUGGUUGCUGACUGUGUUCAUAUGUACUUGUAUUGGAUGAUUUUCCCAACAUUUUGAGAGCCCCUCAAAUUUCAUUCGAUCAUCAUGGCGAUGACAAAAGUGAAGAACCUGCAGAUGUGGUGUAAGAAGAUGGCAGAGGGAUAUCGCGACGUGGAAGUGCGGGACAUGGAUAAGUCGUGGAAAUCAGGGCUCGCAUUCUGCGCCAUUAUUCACCGGUUCCGACCAGACCUCAUUGACUACGACUCAUUGUCCAAAGAAAAUGUUUUUGAAAACAACAAUUUGGCUUUUGAGGUAGCGGAGAAGAAGUUGGGAAUUCCCGCUUUCCUUGAGGCAGCAGACAUGGUGGCUAUCCGUGUACCUGACAAACUAAGUGUGGUGACCUACGUGUCACAGUACUACAACUACUUCCAUGAUAAAACUAAAGAUGGUGGUCCAGAAGUGAUGAAGUUUGUGGGUGGUGUAAAGAGGAAGGAAACAGCUGCAGCUGAAGACAAAUCUCUCACACCCGCCAAGACCAACACACCACAGGUAGAAAAUGGCAAGACAGCCACUAUCGGUGACAAGUGCAGCAUCUGUAGUGAGAAGGUCUACCUUCUGGAGAGACAGAUUGAGGGGGGAAAACUCUACCACAGGGCCUGCUUCAGGAGUAGUGAGCUCUCGCCUACCAGUAAAGUGUUUAAGCGUCAUUCUGUUGAUAAAGAAAAAGACUUACCUGAACAAAAGCAUAGAAAGCUGGAGCUAGACUUUGAUUCACCUGAGAAGAAGCCAAACUUUUGGCAGCAACACAAUCAGACACAGGCAAAGCAGGAUGAUGCUUCAAACAUGGAAGUUACAGUGAACAAUGUUAAUAAAGCCAAUAAUAAUGAAGACAAACUUUCUGAAAAUGCUUUGCCAAUAAAAGAUGUCCAGAAAAAGCAUGAUGCUGCAUCAGUUAUAAGCAAAGUUCUGCCAGGCUUUGGAAGUGAUGCUGCAACAAAUGAAGCGAAGCUCCCUAAAAGAAACAAAGUAAAUAUUGCUGAGAAAUUGAAGGAACUAGAAGAACAGAAUCUUAAAAAUGCAACUGCUGCCAAUGCAGCUGUUUUUAAAAACAGUGAUAAUAAGGCAGGUGUAAGUGAUAAAAGCAGUGUAUUGGGGAAAGACACUCAAUCUAAGAGUGACAUUGCAUCACAACCGAAACCAAAACCUAGGGUUCAUGUGGCUUCCACAUCAGAAAAAAUGGACACUGAUGAACCUGUAGCCCCAAGUCAGCCAAAGCCUGUUCCUAGGUUUCUGAAAUCCUCAGAAGUAGCAUCGCCUCAAUCAACUCCUAUAAAAGAGGUCAGCCGUUCAAAGUCUCCUGUUGAACAUCGUGAAAAGAAAAUAACACCACCCAUGAGGCCCAAAACGCAAUUCGUACCUUUGAAAGACACCAAUACAAGCACAGAAUCUGGUUCAUCAUUGCCCCCACUGCCAUCAUCUUCACCACCUAAACUUCCUGAUUCUCAGACCCCCAAAUUGUCUCAUCAUAAAAAGAUCACAAUUGUCUCUCCAAAAGCAAGCUCAAAACAGCUUUCUCCAAUUGAUGAUAUGGCCACCAGUUCUGGUACAAAUGCUAGUGGUUUUGCACUGCAUAAACCCCCAUCCAAACCACCCAGAGUUACAACAGUACUUGAUAAUCAAAGUAAUGUGAAGCCUAUGGACAUCAAUGAAAUACAUGAACCUGCCAAAGUCAUGAAUAAAGAUCCUGCAAUUGGUAAAAGUGUAGCACUGGAUGUUCCUAGACCUGAAGAAAAGGAAAAAGAAGUAAAGGGUGGGCUUUUGAAAAGUUUGGCUGACGUUAGAAAUAAACAAGAAACAGUAGGAGAUGUAAAAACAGGUGGUGUAAAAACACGUGUUUUUACAAAAAUAGGUGAAAAGUCUGAUUCUAGUCAUAACUUCAGUGCAGGCACUGAAUCAUCAGACAAAAAGUUAGAUAGUGCUAAGACUCAGCCUCCAAGGCCUAAAUCUGCUUUUGUACCUUCUGCCAGUUCACUUUCAACUGGCACAUCUGUAUCAGCAUCACCUGGGGUAACUCAAGUUACUACAACUACUAAAACAACUACAAAAACUAAAGUCUUUCAUAAUUAUAAGAAGUCAGAACCAUCAAAUGGGAUUGAGGCGAAGACUGAAACAAACAAGUCAGAUAGUGGUAGUGAUGUGCCGGAGUGGAAACGAAAAUUGGAAGAAAAGAACAUGCAAAAAGAUCGACCAAAAUCAGCUGAUUUAUUAAUUGAUAAACCUCAAUCAGAUGUUCAAGUCUUUCAUAAUUAUAAGAAGUCAGAACCAUCAAAUGGGAUUGAGGGGAAGACUGAAACAAACAAGUCAGAUAGUGUUAGUGAUGUGCCGGAGUGGAAACGAAAAUUGGAAGAAAAGAACAUGCAAAAAGAUCGACCUAAAUCAGCUGAUUUAUUAAUUGAUAAACCUAAAUCAGAUGUUCAAGUCUUAGAUUGGCAGAAAGAGGCCGAAAAGCGAAAAGAAGCAAGGAAGGGGUCCUAUGUGGAUCCAGAAAUAGGACCUAGUGUUGUUAAUGUGAACAAUAACAAUAAACAUGAAAGAAGUGAUAAUGUGAUUCAGAGUAACGAACAACUAAGAAAGCCUGCUCGACCAAAGACUGAAGAUGUUUCUGAUGAACAUAUUCCAAAAAGACCAGAAAAAGGUCCAACCAUACCCGAAAGACCGAAAACACAAGCAGACAUGAUCAAAACUAGUCCAAAAAUCUCUGAUCAAAAUAACCGUAUAAGUGAACCUACAAAGUCACCAGAACGUAGGAAAAUCCUUGUCAGUGAUACAAAAUUCAAUGGAACAGAGGUCAAAGAUGAAGAAGUGCACAAGAAAAAGAUUACAGUGGAUACAAAAUUCAAAUUUGAAGUCAUUGAUUCAAAGAAAGGUCCUGAAAAACCUCCUGCUCCCAGUGUUUUAGCAGAAAUGCCCAAAUCAACCAAGCCCCACCCUGCCAGACCCCCACCCCCUGCUGCUAACACCUCGCCAAAACUGGGUAGGCAACACAUCUCCCCAGAACAGAUACAGCAUCAGUUACGCUUGAUUGACUCCAGACUGACCAUGCUUGAAAUCAAGGGACGAAAGCUCGAGGACACAAUUAGAAAUGUGAGUGAAGAAGAUGAUGAGCUCAUGAUAUCCUGGUUCCAACUGGUCAACGAGAAGAAUGACCUAGUUCGCAUGGAUAAUGACUUCAUUUACCUGAACCGUGAGCAAGAGCUGGAGAUUGAGCAGGACGAGCUUGAACUUCACCUGAGGCGCCUCGUAGAGACACCAGAGGAUCAGAAGACAGAUGAGGACCGUAAUGAGGAAGAAGAGCUGAUUGAGAAGAAGAUGGAGAUCAUCAAUCAGAGGAACAAGAUUGUAGACAGCAUAGAAUGGGACAGGCUGAGGUAUUUGGAAGAAGACCAUGAGAUUGAGGCAAUGUUGAAAAUGAAAGCCUUCAAACAAAUUCCCGAGCAAACUCCAAAGAAAAAGAAAGGGUUAAAAUUUGGUCUGUCAAAAGGAAAGAAGCUAGUCAGGUAGCUCAUAUGCGCAGAAUGAAUGCAGAUACAAAUAUUCUGGAUGAAUCUCCAGUGUGACUGGGGAUGUGUGAUAUAUUUGUAAUACAUGUUGAUCAUGUAUUCAUGAUAGAAGGCAUGAAACAGUGAAAUGUGCCAUUACUAAGCUGUGUAUUUGUCAUAUUAAACAUGAUAUACACGCUGUUUACAUGUAUUGCCUUCCAGGCAAUUGAAUAUUCAAAUACUUUGAUGAAUAAAUAUUCAAAUACCAAUUUUGCGUUUUAUGGACAUGCCUAAUUUGAACACAAUUUGUGCAACAAGUUUGGUUUUAAAAACUAAGGAGAUCAGCUGCAUUGAGACGGAAUCACACACUGUGACACAGAACUCUGGAAGAGUAGUGUUACCAGGUGAAUAUUUGGUUUUCUGAGACCAGUGAUAUUUGAACACUAAGACCAGUAUACGUUUGUAACAUAAUAUGUGUCAUUGAAUUGAUAUCUGUGACUUGAGGGUUGAAGUAAAGCUUGUAUAUCUUACUUAGAAUUGUUGAGCUGGUUGAACAGUUUUAUAAUGAAAACUUGUUUUAAUUUAUUUGAAAAAAAAAUAUCUGUUGAAUGUAUCACUAUCUUUGAUCACUUUAUUUGUUGUACAUGUAUAUACUUGUUUGUUGAUUUAGUAUACAGGUAACUUUUCACUCUAAUUGCGACUAGUAAUAAGUAUGAAGCAAAAAUUUAUUAAAGGGAUUAUGUAUCAAUUAACAUUCAACAAAUAAAGUCAAUGGUCAAAUAUCAAACCAAGGAUAAAAAUGGUUUCAUCAAAACAAAAAACUUAUAUAAGGGAAAAACAGGAGUCAUUACAUUACUUAUUUAACAAAAGUUGAACACAAACAUAUUUUCAUUUUUUUUCCCAAAAACUAUAAUUCUUAAAAAUAUGGCAUUGAGUUUGUAAACAAAUUGUUCUACUUACUAAUGUGUGUUUUUGUUAUAACUUUCAUUCAGAUGUCUCUAUAAUGGUGCUAAUGAUUGUUCCUGUUUGUAAUGUACUUAAUUGGUGUGCUAUUUACUAGUAUUAUUUGUCCUAUUUGUAUGAAAUUGACACACCUUCAACUUGCAUUAGAAACAUUUCUUUGUAUUUCAUAAGGUUUUCAAAUAUAAGAUGUUGUAUAUUUAAAUAUAAAUCAUGAGUCAAGAAAUGCCAGUACAAUAUUAUUUCUCAUUGUACAAUGUUUGCACUUUAACAAAAAUACUGUACACAAGUCAGCUAAUGGCCUUAAACUGGUGUCUAUAACUGAUUUUUAUUAAUUUUUAGCAAGAAUACAAUAGGUAUGAUUUUGAAUCUUUAAAUGGGUAAAUCAUACUGAAUGAAGUAAAACUAAAAACAAACUGAUAAAAGUUGUUUUUGUUAUAAUUUUCUUAUUAAAUUGAGUAUUAUCUAAAAUAAUUUUGUGCCAGAGCUCUCUUUACUUUGAAAGUAAAGAAAUAGAAUUGGAAUAUCGCAGUUUUCCUGUUUAUAAAACAUAUAUUUUAUUUGUUAUUGGGACACUGUGGGGUGAUUCAUUUGUUGUAUUUCGCCCCUUUUCACUGGUUGGCCUAGCGAAGAUGAAGCAUUAGUCUAUGCUAUUUUUAUUGAAUAGAAACCUUUGGUUUCCAUACUGGUAUUGGUAAAAAGUAUUUUGUAAUGUAAAAAUAUGCUAAAUUUAUAAGUAUGAUAUAGUAUAAACAAGACUAUUGUCAAAAGCAAUACACUACCGGUGAAAUUCCACCAUCGUCAGAUUAAAAAAUAUAUAUUUGUUGCCAUAGCAACCAGAAUUUUUGACGUAGGAACGAAAUGAAAUGCAAGCAUAAUCUCCAUAUUGCCAUCUAUCCAUGUUUCAAGUUUCAUGAAAAAAUAUUAAGAACUUUUAAAGUUAUCGCAAUAUCCAGAAAAGUGUGACAGACUGACUGACAUACUGACGGACACACAGAGCGCAAACCAUAAGUCCCCUCCGGUUUCACCGGUCGGGGACAAAAAUUGAUAUAUAAAAUAGACACUUGGAACAUAUUAAACAUUAAAUUUCUUUGCUAAUUGUGUCGAAAACUGAGGCAUAAUAUUUUUGUUUCGUGGUACAGCAACUUUAAAAUAGAAAUCUGGCCAAUAAGAUCAGCUGCUAGAGCACUGGACUACCAAUUUGAGGAUUGCGGGUUCGAUCCUUCGCCUGAAAUAUUGCUUGUGUUGAUAUUGGUGGUGAAAUCCUUUCUCCUCCAACCUCUGGUUCAAGUUAGGGAGUUUUUAGCAUCUGGCAUGGGUAUGUGCACUAAGGUACACCAGUUAACCCAGAAGUGUGAGUUUGUAAACUGUCCGCUGUGAUAUAACUAAAAUACUAAUAAAAAUGCCAAAAAGGAUUUUGCAGCACCAUUCAUUAUUAUUCUUAAUUUAAUCCAUCAAUAUGUAUUAAAACAUACAUGGUCGAGUGGUACUUUUACUUAACUUUGUUUCAGAUAAAGUUUUAUUGAAAAAUAACCACCCCUACAGGUCCAUCUAAAAUACUAAAAAAAAAAAUAACAAAAUCAUACAGAAUCUUAAAUCUUUGCAAACCAACAUUUGAAAUACACAUUUAUUCAUAGAAAAUGAAGUGAACUAUAUUUUUCCUGCUAAAAGUGUGUUGCAUAAAUAUAUUUUUAAGUUCUUUCAUAGAACACAACAACUUUCCUUGUUGAUUAUUUAAAGCGAAGCAUAAAUCAGUACCAGUAAGUAUCUUAUUUAUAAUGUCUGGAAAAUGAUAUAACAUAAUCAUGCAGAACUGAACAUUAAUGUUGUGUAUAUAUUACGAUUUUUUUCUCAAAUUAAACCAGUUUGUUAAUGUGUAUCAAGAUAUUUGAUACUUUUUUAAAGAUCUGAUAACAAUGUUGUUUUUGUAAAAUCAGUGUUUCAAAAUGUCCAUGUGCAGAAUCUGUGAUACUAAGUUUUUUCAUUGUAUUUAUGUUUAAAUUGUUGAUACAUCAUUGCAUUUUUACGAAAUAUCUUUGAUUAAAUGUUCACAUUCCAACUUAGAGAGCACUGUUUGAAGUGGUGACCAUGUUUGUUAGUGGGAGUUAUGUGCCAUAGCCAAAUAGGCUUGCAAGUGGCAUUAUCAUUUGAUUAUAUGAUCAGGACAGUCCAACCUGUCAAUAAAGACCACUCAAGGGAUUUGGUCGUUGUGGCCUUUGUUCACAGGUGGUCUUUAUUCGCAGGGUCGAUCGAAACUUUGCAAAAUAUGCUAGUAGUUUUUUAACAGGUACCUUAUCUAUGUAUGUGCUCUAUUGUUUAAAUGUUUGAAUACUUAUGCAUGUAUAAUGAAAUAAAGGAUUGAAAACACA